CCACUGUACGCCGUACAAUCGAUAUCGAUAAGCCUAAGCAUCAACGGCUGAUCGAACAGCGGGCGAGGAUCUAGUUGAAUUUACAUAUUUCCUACGAAAACUAUAACUAUGUCGAAAAGUUCUAAAGUUGUUCCGGGAUCAAUUGUCGAAGGGUUUGUGGUGUGCCCCUUCGACAACGUCCAUCGCCUGCUUCCGAGCCGCCUUGCCGUUCAUCUUGUACGCUGCGCACGCAACUUUCCUUCCGCCAAAAUGGUCCGUUGCCCGUUUAAUGUAACCCAUGUCCACUCCGUGGCCGAUAUGAUGACGCACGUCGCAUGCUGCCCAAACCGCUCUACCAUGGUGCACUAUAUGAAUCCGGAAACUCUACCGCCGGUGGAGCCACGACCGGCCGAUUUCUGUGUGCAGUCUGCUGAGGACUGGGAUGCUGAGCCGCCGGCAAAAACAUACAAUCCGCGAACCCAUUGUGAAAAUAACUUUCUUAUCCUCAAUCCCCAGGGAAAUGCUCCUGCGGUGCGCCGAGAAAUUCGCGAGCGCGAACGCCGGCGUUUUCUCCAAAACAACCAGUUCUAGGAAAAUUAUAUUACAUACUAACAAUAUUCAACUAAAGCUAGGAAAUAGCAGUUAUUACUUUUCCUUUUAUUCUUAGCAGAAUAUCGGGACUCAGUUUGUCAUUCUCUUUUGUUUGCAUUUUCGAAAAGAACCGCACUAUCGCAGUGAUGCCACUGUGUUGGGUGUACACUACAAUGGGCGGUAAAUUAAGAAAUAUAUAUAUAAAUCUAUGUUACUAUAUAAAAAAAUGUAUAUCAUUCACAUUUCUCCAAAUUAAGCAAAAUUCAAUAUUUAAAACAAUUAAAUUUAAUACAUUACCGGUUUAUGUGAACACUGAUACCACAAAUAAA
Molecule: messenger RNA, 899 nt
Organism: Drosophila serrata
Lineage: Eukaryota; Metazoa; Arthropoda; Insecta; Diptera; Drosophilidae
Product: gametocyte-specific factor 1 homolog
Source: RefSeq, a predicted model, not a curated record